This is a messenger RNA of Cladocopium goreaui, 891 nucleotides long. The record is from the annotation of a GenBank genome assembly. Lineage: Eukaryota; Dinophyceae; Suessiales; Symbiodiniaceae.
AUGGCAUCUUUCAGCGCGAUCUAUGGUUUUUGCUUGCGGAUUUACUAUGCCUUUCAAGCUGCCUUGAGGGCCGUUGGUGCAGCGGGAGGUGGUUGGGCGCUACUGGCUGCCCUGCGCGCCAUUGGUUUCGGCCUCAGAUCCGAGGUGAAGAAAUCGGACCGCGAUGCGCUGGACGAGUGCUGCGAUGACAACCUGGUGGUGCCGCGGCAUGUGGCAGUGAUCAUGGAUGGGAAUCGACGAUUUGGCAGACAGAAAUAUGGAGAUUCCCUGAGCGGGCAUAGAGCUGGUGGUGAGAAGCUGCGUGAGUUCAUCCUGUGGUGUUCAGACCUGGGCAUCGAGUUCCUCACAGUCUUCGCCUUCUCCACGGAGAAUUGGAAGCGCGAGGAGAAGGAGGUCCAGGCGAUGAUGGAGCUGUUCCUAUCAGAAGUUCCGCGUCUUGGAGAGCACGCCAUGAAUCACAACUGCCGUGUUCGAUUUCUGGCCUCGGACUCCGAGCCAUUGCCAGCGGAUGUCAAAGCAGCUGUUGCGAGCCUGGAGGAGAUGUCCUCUUCAUGCACUGGACUGACCCUGAACGUUUGCUUGAGCUAUGGCGGAAGAUCUGAUGUGGUGAGAGCAUGUCGUGGCAUCGCCGAAAAAGUUCAGAGUGGAGAGUUAGAUCCACGGCACAUUGGUGACGCUACGGUCAAACAUCAUUUGCUCACCGGCGACAUUCCUGAUCCAGACGUGUUGAUUCGCACCUCCGGCGAGCGGCGCUUGAGCAAUUUCCUCAUGUUCCAGUUGGCUUACGCUGAACUUUUUUUCCUCGAGAAGCAUUGGCCCGAAGUGGAACAAGAAGAUUUAAUGGAUGUGGUGAAGCAGUUUCAACGCCGGCACCGGCGAUUUGGAAAGUAG